Molecule: messenger RNA, 747 nt
Organism: Penicillium samsonianum
Lineage: Eukaryota; Fungi; Ascomycota; Eurotiomycetes; Eurotiales; Aspergillaceae
Product: nucleic acid-binding protein
Exons: 2
Coding region: 1-747 (248 amino acids)
Molecular function (GO): RNA binding
Source: RefSeq, a predicted model, not a curated record
AUGAGCGAUGGCCCCGUACCGAAGACCACCCUGUACAUCGGCAACCUCUUCUUCGACGUGACCGCGGAGGACCUGCGCAAGCAAUUUGAGAAAUUUGGUGCCGUUGAGAACGCGCUGAUCGUGCACGAUGCCCGUGGACUGAGCAAAGGUUUCGGCUACGUUACCUUCAGCACCGUUGAGGAAGCCACAGAAGCAAUCACGCAACAGCACGGAGGCAUUAUGGAAGGCCGCGAGGUGGUUGUGCAGUUCUCCAACACAACGUACAGAUCCAUGGCCGAGGCCAAGCCCAGCAAGACCCUCUACAUCGGCAACGUCCCCUACGAAUUGACGGACCAGGACCUGCAGGAUUUGUUCGAAGAUAUUCACGGUAUCACCGAUGUCCGCAUCCCCGUCGACCGUCGCACAGGCUUGCCCCGUGGAUUCGGACACAUCGACUUUGCCGAUCAGAGCAACGCUACCCAUGCCAAGGAAGUUCUCUCUCGCAAGGCGCCUUACGGCCGCAAGCUGGUUGUCAGCUUUGCUAAGCGCAAGGUCUUGAGCCCUGAGGACCACCAGCGUCACCAGCAGAAGAAGUUGGAGAGGAAGAACUCCUACAAUCAACGCCAGGGCGCUGAGCGUAAUGUCGAGUCGAUCGGGGGUAUGAGGGAGUUCCGCGGAGUGCGGGAGGUGAAUGAUAUUGGCGAGGCUACUGAAGUGAACGAGGCUGCGCAGGUAUCAGAGAAGACUGAGACUGAGCAGAAGCAGUAG